This is a messenger RNA of Neopsephotus bourkii (Bourke's parrot), 518 nucleotides long. Its product is annotated as putative small proline-rich protein 5. Lineage: Eukaryota; Metazoa; Chordata; Aves; Psittaciformes; Psittacidae. The record is from RefSeq and is a predicted model, not a curated record. The transcript has a single exon. The coding region runs from base 18 to 293 and encodes 91 amino acids.
GCCAAUACUCUGGAAAGAUGUGCUCCCGCAGGGCCUGCCACAGCCAUGAAACCUCCUGCCAUGAAUCCCACUCCUCCUGCCAUGACACAGGAUCCUCCUGCCAUUACACCUUCCAGAGGCAGCCUGUGCAGAAGUUCAACUACGUGACACCCUGCUACACCCCUGUGCAGACCUAUUGCCCCCCUGUGCAGCCCUGUUUCCCCCCCAUGCAGCGCUACUGCCCUCCAGCCCCCUUCUGCUCCCAGUUAACCAAGAACGUGUGUGACCUGCCACCAAAAUGCCCCAAGUACUAACAGCAGGAUCCGGCCCUGGCAUUGGACCCACCGGCUCACUCUUCACUUGGAUGCUCUUGAUGCCUAAAGCUUGAACCCUUGGUUCUCUUUUCCCAUUUUUUGUUCUCUGUGUAUCCUUGAUCACCUCAUCCGUGAUCAGAAUUUCCUUCAAAACAUAAAUCAUAUCUGUUCUAUGCCCUUUCCCAAAAGACUGGGACUAAUUUCUGCUGGUGGUGGCUUACACAU